GAACGUGGCAACCGACGCGCGAUCGAUAUUCCGCUCAACUAUACGGCAUCCGACCAGGUCGAUGAACAACGUGUAGCCUAUUGGAGAGAGGAUAUUGGCGUCAGUUUGCACCAUUGGCAUUGGCAUUUGGUGUACCCAUCUUCUGGGCCAGAGCUAGUUGUACGCAAGAAUCGGCGAGGGGAAUUGUUUUACCAUAUGUAUCAACAGACCAUAGCUCGCUAUAACGUUGAGCGAUUUGCGAACGGCUUGCCACGUGUCCGAUCGUUCAGUCGGCUAAGAGAAGUAAUUCCGGAGGCAUAUUUUCCUAAAAUUGUCAGAACUUCGGACGGUAGAGCUUAUUCAGCUCGUUAUCCCAAUCAGGUGUUGAAUGAUAUAAAUCGAGCUGAAGAUAACUUUGUUGUCAAAAUAGAAGAUAUGGAGUCAUGGAUUCAUAGGAUAUUUGAAGCUAUUGAUAAUGGAACCGCAAAAGGAGCGAACGGUGACCCAAUUCCUCUUGACAACAAUCAUGGAAUAGAUAUCCUAGGUGAUAUGCUUGAAGCCAGUACACUCUCCGUAAACCCGGCAUAUUAUGGAGAUUAUCACCAAAAUGGGCAUGUAAUGUUGGGUUAUAUUCACGAUCCCGAUAAUUCUUAUUUGGAGGGCGUUGGCGUAAUUGGCGAUAAUACAACAACUAUGCGCGAUCCUUUAUUUUAUCGUUGGCAUCAGCAUAUUGAUGAUAUAUUUGUGAGACAUAAACAGCGUCUUCCAGCCUAUUCACAUCAAGAUCUUCAAUUUAGCGAUGUGUCUAUCAACUCAUACGCUGUUCAGCUCCACAAAACCGAUGCGCUCAAGAAUGUGCUUCUGACGUUUUGGCAACGAACACAGUUCGAUCUAGGCACCGGGCUCGAUUUCGUUCCAAACGGAAACCUUUUCGUGACCUUCACACAUAUUCAACAUGCUCCGUUUGCUUAUCACAUUCAAGCGACUAAUCACAGCAACACGUAUAAACGCGACUAUGUGCGACUAUUUCUAGGGCCCAAAGUGGAUCACAGACGUCAGCGCAUGUCAUUCCAAGAUCAACGGAGACAUAUGGUGGAGCUUGAUAAAUUCCUUGUGGAGUUAAGACCAGGAUCGAAUACUAUUAUCCGGCAAUCGGAGCAAUCAAACUUAACCAUCCCUUAUGAACGUACAUUCCGAAACAUAGCCAGCUCUAGGGAGCCUGAUUCGAAAUCAUUUCAAUUUUGCAAUUGUGGGUGGGCAUCACACUUGUUGCUGCCAAAAGGUUCAACCGAUGGUAUGGAAUAUGAGUUUUUUGUUAUGAUUUCUGAUUACAAUCAAGACAGAGUGGAGGAAAUUGAUGAGCACAACAAUUGCAACGAUGCUCAUCUGUUUUGUGGUCUUCGUGAUCGUAAAUACCCUGAUGCUCGCAAUGGAUAUCCGUUCGAUCGAUUCACAGCUUCUUCAGCUUUCAGAUUCGGUGUCAUGGGAGAUAAUACAACCGCGAUGCGUGACCCAGUUUUCUAUCGUUGGCAUCAGCAUAUCGAUAACAUAUUCGAGAGACACAAGCAGCGGCUCAAUCCGUACACGACUCAGGAGGUUUGUCAUCAUUUCUCAGCUGAAAAUUCAGUUUUUACUCAUAAGUUAGGCAUUGUUAUGUCAUCGCUUAAAAAUCAGUUCCACGGGUUGUUGCAGCAUCCGUAUGAACCACUAUUUAUCCCAAAAAACAAUGGGCAAUUGUUGUACGACCUUCCCGACCGAUUCUUUACGGAACGCUAUCGUGUGAUCGGUCAAAAUUUGAUCAAUCGAUUCAGUACAGCAGCAACAGCAACAGCCGGAACUAGUGCUGAUACACCCGUACCUAGUCGAGUUACUUUAAAAGACAUUCCAGAACCGAACCUUCAAUUCGCAGAAGUCAUUUCUCGACGCAGCGGGUUUUCAUUGUUUAUUCCCCAACAUCGUAAGAUAGCUGGACAGCUAAUUGAGUUCUUCAUUUCGCAGCCGGAUGCUGAAUCAUUAGUCGCAGCAGCAGCGUUUGCGAGAGAUCGCCUUAACGCUCCCCUGUUCCAAUAUGCACUAUCUUCAGCGCUACUUCAUCGAAGCGAUACCAAUGAUGUUCCUGUUCCAUCAUUUUUGCAUCUAUUCCCUGAUCAGUUUGUUGAUCCCGCUGUUUUCCCUAAGUUGUUGGAGGAAGGUCGAGCUGUGCUUCAACCUAAUCGGAUGGCUAUAGACGUUCCUAUGAAUUAUACUGCCUCAGAAAGCAUUCAAGAGCAGGCGAUGGCCUACUUUCGAGAAGAUAUCGGCGUUAACUUACAUCACUGGCAUUGGCACCUUGUAUAUCCAGCCGAUGGGCCUGCUAGUGUAGUUCGUAAAAAUCGGCGUGGUGAACUCUUUUAUUACAUGCAUCAGCAAAUGUUGGCAAGAUAUCAGAUUGAUCGCUUCAGUAACGGUCUAUCGCGCGUUCCAGUGCUUAACAACUUUCGGAAUCCGAUAGCAGAAGCAUACUAUCCAAAAAUCAUACGAAGCGCAAACAAUCGUACUUAUCCAGCUCGAUAUCGAAACAUGGUAGUGACAGAUGUUAUCAGACCUGACGAUCAGCUACAGGUUAUAAUAAGUGAAGUAGAGCUCCAGUUACAAAGGAUUUCAGAAGCGAUUGAUGCAGGAUCAAUAGUGGCAUCCAAUGGAAAACGAAUACCACUCAAUAAUUUUAAUGGAAUAGAUGUGCUAGGAAACAUCGUUGAAAGCUCGGCCAUUUCGGCGAAUGGAACCUUUUACGGUGAUACUCACAAUAGUGGCCACAUUUUACUUGCUUUCAUUCAUGACCCAACAGGCGAUUAUUUGGAAAGCUUUGGGGUUAUGGGUGAUGUCACCACGGCUAUGCGAGACCCCAUUUUUUACCAAUGGCAUGCAUAUGUUAACAACAUUUUCGUAAGGCACAAGAACUUAUUCUCUCCCUAUACGGCUGACGACCUUUCAAACGCUGGAGUGAAUAUCGUAAAUUUCGGAACAGAGCUUGAUAGACAGAGUUCAGUGAAAAAUGUACUCUUAACAUUUUGGCAACGAACACAGAUCGAUCUAGGUGCUGGACUUGAUUUUGGCCCAGAAGGAAACGCUUUCGUCACAGUCACCCAUCUCCAGCACGCAGCAUUCAGUUAUCGUUUUCAGAUUAUUCUGUCUGGUACAGCGCGGGAAGGUACGGUACGCAUAUUUCUGGCGCCAAAGCGAAACGAGCGAGGUCAAGCAUUGACCUUUGACGAGCAGCGUCGCUUAGCAAUCGAAAUGGAUACGUUUCGUAUUAACCUGAAAUCGGGUGUAAAUAACAUUCUACGUCGAUCGACCAACUCUAGUGUCACCAUCCCAUAUGAACGUACUUUCCGCAACGUUUCACAAUCAAACGCUGGCGAUUCAUCUUUCCGCUUUUGCGGAUGCGGAUGGCCUUCACACAUGCUUCUUCCCAAAGGCGACUCCAUUGGAGCGGAAUACGACUUGUUCGCAAUGGUUUCUGAUUACACAAAAGAUAGAGUCAAUCCACAAUUUGAUGAAAAAGUCGGAUGCAACGAUGCCCACUCGUUCUGCGGGCUGAGAGAUCGAACAUAUCCCGACGCACGAAACAUGGGCUUCCCGUUCGAUCGUCGUGUUGGGAAUAAUAUACGAUCGUUUGCAGACUUUGUUGCCCCUUACCAAAAUAUGCGUAUGGUACAAAUAACGAUUCGAUUUACAAAUACAGUGGUGGCAAGAACAAUUAUUAUUUGGAGAGCUUCUCCAAAGCAUCAGUUCUCAAGUGUGCUACCAGUUCAUCCAGUGAUAGUUCGUAAACAUUUUUUUACAAUGUCGGAUGUCUAUGUUGGAUUUUUGUGUCUUAUGACCCGCCCAACGGAGCCUCUGUUCUAUCCUAAAUACAAUGGCGAAGUAUUCAUGGAUGUGCCAGCGGAAUAUUUAUCUAGUCGAUACAAAGUAGUGGCUGAUGGGAUCAAAAAUCGUUUCGGUUCGAUUGCUAAGCAACAAGUUAUUAUUAAAUCGAUCGACUUACCGGAUAUAAGCUACGCGACACUUGUUCCACGACGUGGAGACUUUAAUCUAUUCAGUACUGCACAAAGGAAAGUGGCUGGACAGCUUGUGUCCGAUCUAAUCGCUCAACCGGAUGCCGAAUCCAUGCUUUCUCUGGCAACCUAUGCCAGGGACCGUAUAAACCCCACGUUGUUUCAAUACGCUCUCUCAAUCGCAUUAAUGCACAGGCAAGACACCAGAAACGUUCCAAUUCCAUCGUUUUUAGAAAUGUUCCCUACACGCUUUGUGGAUCCAAUGGUUAUCCCGCAGGCUCGUGAAGAAGGAUUCAUAGUUGAGCAGGGAGCACGUGUUUCGAUAGACAUACCCGUCAACUUUACCGCUUCAGAUAAUGAGAUCGAACAACGGUUGGCUUACUGGAGAGAAGACAUCGGUUUGAACCUUCACCAUUGGCAUUGGCAUAUAGUUUAUCCUCAGGAAGGUCCGCUUGAAGUAGUAAACAAGGAUCGUAGAGGCGAGCUAUUCUAUUACAUGCAUCGUCAGAUAGUCGCACGGUAUAACGUAGAACGAUUCUCUAGUCUGUUAUCAGCUGUAAAACCGUUGUUGAAUCUUCGUGAACCAAUACCUGAAGCAUAUUUUCCCAAAAUAUUGAACAGUGCGUUAAACAGAACGUAUCCCGGGAGAGCAGCAAACCAAAUGAUAAGCCACGUGAAUCGGCCCGAAGACGAUGCAGUUUCUACGAUCUUGGAGAUGGAGACAUCCUUGGGCCGAAUAAAGGAAGCAAUACUAUCGGGAUUCAUUUUGGCGGACAAUGGGUACCGUAUUCCUCUAGAUGAGCAAAGUGGAAUUGAUCUGCUGGGAAACAUAGUUGAGAACUCUUUGCUUUCAAAGAAUCUAGCUUACUAUGGGAACUACCACUCUUUGUUACAUUCCAUGAUCGGGUUUAUGCAUGAUCCCGAUAAUCUUUACUUAGAAGGUCAUGCUGUAAUGGGAGAUUUCCCAACCGCUAUGCGAGAUCCAGUGUUUUACCGCUUGCAUAGCCAGGUGGAUGACGUUUUUGAUCAACACAAACAAAAACUGCCUGCAUAUAAGGACAAGGAUCUUGCUUUCCACGGAAUUACUAUUACAGACGUCGCUGCGCAUUUAACGAGCGGAAAAUCGAUCAAGAAUAGAUUGCUCACAUUCUGGCAGAGAUCACAAGUCGACCUGGGAGCAGGGUUGGAUUUUGGCCCGCAGGGUAAUGUAAUCGCUACGUUUACGCACAUACAACAUGCUCCGUUUGCCUAUCAGAUUAUGGUUUUUAAUGAAUCGAAUCAGCAGAAAACAGCAACUGUUCGCAUCUUUUUAGCUCCUAUUAAUGAUGAUAAAGGAGAACAGAUUCUGCUGCAAGAUCAACGGCGUUUCAUAAUUGAAUUGGACAAAUUUGUUAUAAAACUGCAUCCUGGCGAAAAUCGCAUUAUACGAAAAUCCAGCGAAUCCAGCGUUACCAUACCGUACGAACGAACCUUCCGUCGUGUUGAUGCUUCCAGUAUUCCCGGAACGGAGGGUUUUCGAUUCUGCAAUUGUGGCUGGCCAGAUCACAUGCUGUUGCCCAAGGGCACUUAUAAUGGGCAAAUGUUUGACUUAUUUGUUAUGCUUUCCAAUUAUAACGAUGAUGUGGUGCAAUCGGAAAUUAUGCCUACCGAUGACUGUAAUGAUUCACAUUCGUACUGUGGGCUUCAAGAUCAGAAGUAUCCAGAUAAACGUGCUAUGGGGUUUCCAUUUGAUAGAAUUCCUAUUCCUGAGGAUCACAUGAUGCGAGAUUUUGUAUCUAGAUUUUCGAAUAUGGAGCGUGCCGUGUUGGAAAUUGUUUUCACCAAUACAAUUAUUUCGCGUACAUAAUGGCAGAUAUUGUAUAAAAAUUGCCGCCAACUGAAAAUUAUGUAUCAAUAAGAAGCAUAAAAAUAACAGACGAGAUACCUUUGGAACGCGAUUGAGAUGGCUGAUGAGACGGAAAUACUUUCAGCCGCGUUCAUCGUCGCCGCUUGAGAGCGCGUCGGACUUGGAUCGAAUCCGGACUCGACAACGCGAUUUGAUGCCCCUUUUUUCCAUAAUUCUCGCUCUUUUCGAAUAAAUAAAUGCAUCUAAUUGUCGUACGAUAAUGGUAAAACGUCUCACUAAUUAAUUUGAUCCAAUUUUUACCCGAACUUUGGCCGUUUUUCCAGUUGCACCGUAGCUGAUCGUGUUCAAAGAAACAGCCGGCAGAAAAUGCAUUUUUCAUCUUUCUAGCCUCAAUUCUUCGUCAAAAAAGUGUGCAAGAUGUGCAUGCACAAAUGAUACAAUUUUUACUUGAUUAUGCAAGUGCAUUUACCUGCAUUUAUGCCCCGAAACGAAGAAGGACAGAACUGUCAUUCUCAACAUAAAAUAAACGGAAAUGAUGAUCGCUUUUCCGCACCGUUUUCCACGGUUGUAACGAAGCAGAAUGAUCAUCCCACCUUCUCUACAAAGGUGCCGCAGGUGUUACGAUGAAGCACACAGAUCCAGAUACGAAAACCGUGGAAGAAAAUGGUAUCAUCGGCCGAGCUAAGGAAUGAUAAAAAUGCAGCGCGAUCUCCGCCCACGACAGCAAGGAAGGACGCGCGUGUCCUUGCGAGGGCGAUCGCUGCCAAGCCUCUCGAGAUCACAAGAAACGAAAGGGUUCAAGUGGAUCUGACUAAAACAAAUGGAUACUUUUGCUAGCGCAAUUGCCUAAUCAGCAAGGAACAGCACUACAAUAGCAGAACAAUUGGCAACAGCAUCCGGUGGCCAGUACAAAGCCAACACAAACUGCGCAGAAUGUUCCAACAUUGAAGGCCAACCCCACCCGGCAGUGAAGAGGACGUGUUCGCCAGCAUAAGGAUGUGAACUACGCGGUGGUGAUAAGCACUGAAAAUGGAGGUGUUCGUUGCAACCAGAACCAGAAGAAAGGGAUCGCAAAUUGAUCGUUUUGUGGGUAGAGAUCGCACUGCGUUUUACGACCGUUUCUACACUGCGCGAAAAUUUUCGCUGCCAAAACGAAACUUAUUAGAUUCCCAUAGAAUUCCUAUGGGAAUAUACAAGAUUCCUAAAGGAA
This is a messenger RNA of Anopheles aquasalis, 7072 nucleotides long. RefSeq lists its product as uncharacterized. NCBI's taxonomy places the organism in Eukaryota, Metazoa, Arthropoda, Insecta, Diptera, Culicidae. The record is from RefSeq and is a predicted model, not a curated record. Gene Ontology annotation, molecular function: oxidoreductase activity.